AUGGAGCAGCAGCAGGGCCACCAAGCCCCGGAGAGGAAGGGGCAGAAGCGGAAGCUGGAGGACGCGGCAGCGUCCGCGGGGGGAGAGGCCGGCGGCGGCGGCGGCGGCGGCCGCGACUUCGGGGGGGAUCGCGCGGAGGCGCCGUCGGAGUACCCCCAGGAGGUGUUGGAGCGGGAGGUGAGGACGCAGGUCGAGGUCCUGAACGCGGCCUUCUCGUGGAAGGAGUCGGAUCGGUCCGCGGCGAAGCGCGCCACGCACAUCCUCGCCGAGCUUGCCAAGAACGGUAUGUUAAUUUCGUGGCGCCAUCCCCGGGGGCUCUUUUCUCUGCGGCUCGAGGGCUGUGGUUUGAUUUCGUGCGUGGAUCGGGUGAGUAGUAUUCUAAUUAUUUUUUUAUAAAAUCUUUGGCGGUGUUUUUUUCUUGUAGAGGAGAUGGUGAAUGCCAUAGUGGAUGGUGGGGCUGUGCCUGCACUGGUGAGGCAUCUGCAGGCGCCACCGGUGGAGGCGGGCGGAGGCUGUAGCCGGCCUUUUGAGCAUGAGGUCGAGAAAGGGAGUGCUUUUGCCCUCGGUCUCCUGGCAGUGAAGGUGAUAAUACUGACCGGCUAUCUCAUCCUUCCCUUUUCCCUUUCUUUAUUGCAGAUUAUACGCCUGUUCCUCUGAUAAUGCCGUAUGCAAACUGUAACCAUCAAAGAUGAAGCUAUUAGUCUUCGCUUGUUUGCCACAAAAGAAAACCCUGUAGAUCAAGUCGGUUGUUUAUUACCUAUAACUGUUUUGAGUUCAAACAAGAGGAAAAGGCAAAGUUAGGCCGAAUUUAGUCAAGAAUUAAUGGUGUUUAUACUGAGGAUGUUUCCGUUUUCCGUAUGAGAACGUUCCUCGGUCCAUGAGAUUUUUGAUUUAGUUGACAGUGCUUUUAUCAGUUAUGUUUUCUUCUUUACGACUGUCCUACUGUGGUUUCAGUUCGGUAAAUGAACCUCACUUCCUAUUUGUUUUACGUUCAGCCUCCCAGGGAAAUCUAAUUCUUUGGGAAAGAUCUGGUUCGUCGUUUCAUCACAUCUGCUCUGAGAGGGAAAUUUUAUAUAAUGCUUUCAGGAAUAUUAUUUUUUUCUUUACGGAGGACGUAAGAGCAACCCACACCCAUGGAUCUAUAGCAUUCAUUUAUUUUUUCAGUUAAAAUCUAUACCAAGCUGCAAGAUAUGAAGAGUCUUUAAAAUUACUAUUAACGUGUCUUUUUUAUUAAUGGAGCGUAUCCAGUAGUUUUAUAGUUGGUUGUGCGGUGUAUCUUUUUUUUCUUUGCUCUUUUGUUUUAUGGCAAUGGAAAUGAGCAGAACUAUUACUUGUUCUCUAAAUGGCGAACCUAAAAAAACUAUGGCCACUGCUUCCUCACUUGCAACUCAUAUCAUGUUGCUGAGAACAUGAAUUAUCAUGCGUUGAUAUUUUAGUGACUGGCCUUUUAGUACCAGUUAGAGUUAUUGGCUGUUCCAUAAUUUUCCCUUUCAUAAAGCCUGAUCUUUAACAGCUUAUUGCGGAUUUCAUUAACACUUGGCGUUCCUGAUUUCUUAUCUGAUUUUUUUGUGCAUUCAGCCUGAACAUCAACAAUUAAUUGUGGAUGCUGGUGCUCUUCCGCAUCUAGUAAGCCUCUUGAAAAGGCACAAAGAUGUCCCCAAUUCACGGGCAGUAACUAGCGUUAUACGGAGGGCUGCUGAUGCAAUUACUAACCUUGCCCAUGAGAACAGCAGUAUCAAAAGCUGUGUCAGGUCAAAUUUGAUGGUCGGAUGCUUCUAUUGCAUAUCUGCAACGAAUACGUAAUAAAAUUUUCAUUUCAUGUUUCAGAAUCAAAGGUGGAAUUCCACCUCUUGUUGAACUCCUGGAAUUUACAGAUUUGAAGGUCCAAAGAGCAGCUGCAGGAGCCCUCAGAACCCUUGCAUUCAAAAAUGACGAGAACAAAAAUCAGGUCUGUACCUGUAUUUAUCAAGUGAACAUUAUGCUCCCAUUCUCCUAGCCCAAAAAAUAGAGGGGAGAGGAACUUCUGAUUUUGUUUCCUCCUCGGUUCUGUACAGAUAGUGGAUUGCAAUGCUCUUCCUACCUUGAUUCUCAUGCUUCGGUCCGAAGAUCCUGCAAUUCAUUACGAGACGGUGUGUCUUUGUCAUGAGUAAAUAAUGCAUUGUGAACUUCUUUCGCCUGUGAAUUUUUUUUUCAGUUCAUGCUUAUCAAGUUAUUGAUGUGGUCUUAGGUUGGCGUCAUUGGAAAUUUGGUUCAUUCAUCUCCAAGUAUAAAGAAGGAAGUCCUCCUUGCAGGAGCUUUACAGCCUGUCAUUGGGCUGCUGAGGUACAACUUAGUACGGAGUGGUGUAAAAUUCUUUUCUAUUUUUAAAGGGACUGUGAAGUAUGCAUCCCAGAACAUAGCACAGACUAUAUGGCAUGGAAUAUGGCUGUUGCUAAUCUUUGAAAUUUUAUUUUCAUUCUAGAGUUAUUUUUCUAAUCUUCCAAGAUAUCAGAGCAGCCUAUUAUGCUUAUACAUCAGCAUUAAGAGAAUAAAAAUUCAUUUAACCAUGUUGGAUCUUAUCUUUGCAUCUUGUUUUCCGCACAUAACUUGUGCAGAUUUAAUGAUCUUCUGGAACUCAUUAUAUUUUAUUCUCGGGCUUAGACCUAAGUCUUUGGCUCCUGGAUAAAGGUUACCUUGUUCUAACAUAGUAUCAAAGCCAAUGAUUGCUUUUAAGAUGAAUGUAACCAGUUUAUGGUUUCCAGGUGAUAAGCCCAGAAGUCAGCUUGGAUGUGAAGGGAUGUGCUAAACAUUGUCUCAUAUUUGUUAUUGUGAAAAUAAAUAUGUGAUGAUGGAGAUUGUUUUCAGUUGGAUGGCCUAAUAACUCCGGCUGAUUGACCAUAGUGCAGAUUGUUCGGUACUAGAUAAGAUGUUCUCAAUGAAUUAUGCUGGCUUUAGUAGUUCCAAUGAAAUCUGACAGUUUUUCUACUACGUACCUUGAUAGAUGUCAACACCCAAGGUAGUGCUACAUAUCUAGCUAAGACGACUUUCAUUCAUUUAGUUGAUCACGAGAUCUUGUCACAUCAAUUAGUCUGUUGAAAGCUGCUGACCGACCUAGUUUCAGUUUAAGUCAUACAACCCGAGAGAAUUCUUUAAAUGGUUGGAAAAAGAGGCAAGCUUGAUGUUGGGACAUGCCACCAUCUGCUAAUGAAAACACAAUCACGUGUGGCAUGUGUGACGUAGUGCACGAACCCCCAUGUUCUGCCCCUGGUUACAGUGAUGAAGCUUUAACUUCAUCUCUAACUUGUGCGAACGAGCGGUAUUUAUCAUGUUUGUCCAUUGUUUUCAUUCGUCUCUAACUGGUUAUAUUCUUUCCAUCUUUUGUAAAUUAGAUGCACAGAGACUAUCUUGCAUUUCCUUUUGAUUUUCCAAUUUAUCUGCUGAACUGGUGCCAGUGUUGUUUAUUUCUAAGAUAUUAUUCAUUGGUUGUCCAUGUAGCUUAUUGUCCCUGCUUUAACUGUGAUCGAAAUUCUAAAGCUUAUUAAAAGACUACUCCUUAUUGGAUGUUUAUUUCUUGUAACCUUGUCUAUACAUGAAAGCUUCGUCAUUAUUCAUGGAGGAUGUAUUUGGGCAUGGAUUACGGGAUGUGAUUUUUUUGGCAUUUCCAAUCAUGGUUCAACUGCUAGCUGGGCAUACAGAAUGUGCUUACUCAUGAUGCAGUUUUUUCUUUCGGGUCUUUUUUCUUCUUGUUGUUCGAAGGUCACUGUAAAAUCUUUAAUCUAACAUGGAAAAUGAAUGGCAGUUCGUGCUGCACAGAGAGUCAGAGGGAAGCAGCUCUAUUGCUAGGGCAAUUUGCUGCGACUGAUUCAGACUGCAAGGUAUUCGUAGUACAUUUUUGGAUUCGUUUUGGCGAAAAAAAGUGUCUUCCCCCUUUUGUCGUUAUCUAUAAGUUUUAUAAUAUUUUUUGUUUCAGGUGCACAUUGUUCAACGAGGAGCUGUGCGGCCUCUGAUAGAUAUGCUUCAAUCAUCAGAUAUACAACUUAAGGAGAUGUCAGCCUUUGCCCUUGGGAGAUUGGCACAGGUCAUUUACUGUCUAUCCCUCACAUCUGCCUGGCAUUUUCUUCCUUCGCUCCCAGCACCACCUAACUAAGAACUGUUCAUGAAUUCGAUCUUUAUAUCUAAGAAGUAAGUUAUCUUGGAUUAUUUACAGGAGGAAGAUUUGAAUUAUUUGACGGUUGGAAAACUAAGUGAACGAGAAAACUUGACUUUGAGCGUGGCUUUCAGAUUAAAGAUGUACAGAUAGUGUUGAGGUUGAAAACCAUGUGUGAUGAAGAUGUUAUGGAUUAGGGAGUGAAGAAGGAACAUUUGAUUGAGCCUGUGUGAUGAUAAUGAACAUUUUUAGUGAUUACAUUUUUCUGGGAGGCUUGGCUGAGCGAAAGACGGGAUAAUUUUGAUGUAGAUGACCUGAUUCAGAGCCUAGAUCUUGAUUGAAAGCAUUUUUUUCUAAGGAGACCUUGUAACUGGGAGGCAGGAUUGAUAUCCACGAGUUUGGGUACGUCUUGUAGAGGAUAUGAUUCUUUUUAUCUGGUGAAUUUUGAUUACAAAGAGACACACAUGUUAUAAAGGAAAAUGAACACAUCGGAUGAAUGGUAUCUACGAGGCCGGAAUGACAUAUAUGUUUUUUCUUUGUUCUUGGCUCAGGAUUGUUUCAUGAUGAAUUGUGUAUGUAUAUAAGUAGCCCCUUCUUUUAUCUAAAACUUAUUUUAAUAUUAAUGUAGGAUACACAUAACCAAGCUGGUAUUGCUUACAACGGUGGGUUGGUUCCUCUGCUGAAGCUUCUUGACUCGAGAAAUGGUUCCCUUCAGCAUAAUGCUGCUUUUGCUCUAUAUGGUCUUGCACACAAUGAGGUAAAACUCUUUGCUCUUCGUCAAUGGACUAUAUGUUACAUGCCUAGGUCCUAGGAAUUCCUAUGUUACUUUAUUCCUUAUGGAAGCUUUGUUCACUGAGAUGAUUUUCUCUUUCUCUUGUGUAGGAUAAUGUCCCCGAUUUUAUUAAAGUGGGAGGGGUUCAAAAGUUGCAGGAUGGAGAGUUUAUUGUUCAAGUAAGAUUGCAUAUUUUUUUUUGUCAAUUAUGAUUUUUUAUUCAUUCAUCUCAGGAAAUCUAUGACCAUCGCAUAUUGGCAUCAGUUUAUUUGAAAGUAAUUACAAUUCUCUCCUUUUUAUUUGUUAAAUUUAGGCCUUUUUUUGGGUUAGUAGUUUUGAACAAAUCAAGACUAAUAUCCUUCUAAAACCCUAUAUUUCUUCUUUUCUGGAGGGUGUGACAUUCGUGUUUCAUAUGAUAUUGGCAGGCAACAAAAGACUGUGUGGCCAAGACCCUGAAAAGGUUGGAGGAAAAGAUUCAUGGAAGAGUGAGUUCCCGUUCUCCAUGUCUCUGCUGCUGGACCACCAAGAGUGUAUACCCGGACUAUAAUAUUUCCGAUAAUUAAUGCUAAAGCCUAAUAAUUUUCUUUUUCUUGAAUAUGAUCGUCGCUCCUUUGUUACCAUUCUCUUCAAAAUUCUUUGUUUGCAGGUAUUAAAGCAUUUGCUAUAUAUGAUGCGUGUUGCUGAAAAGGCUGUUCAAAGGAGAGUUGCGCUGUCUCUUGCUCAUCUUUGUUAUCCAGAUGAUCAGAGAACGAUAUUCAUUGAUAACAAUGGUACUUCGUCAUCUUUAAUCUUUCUCCCCGUUGAUCACCCAUCCUGCUGGAAGCUUUGUUGAUAUCAUUGUGGUUGCAGGACUUGAAUUGCUUCUGGGCUUGUUUGGGUCAAACAAUCCCAAGCAGCAACAAGAUGGUGCUACAGCUCUUUACAAAUUGGCUAACAAAGCUAUGGCACUCUCUCCAAUUGAUGCUGCACCUCCAUCUCCAACGCCGCAGGUUUACAGCCUCCUCCACAUUAAUCAGACCAAAAGAUGAUGCUGCACCUCCAUCUCCAAUUGUCACACGGACAGACAUACACUUCCUCAGGAGUAAAAAGAUGAGACAUAAUCAGACCGAUAAGGCUUAAAUUGAAACCUAUAAGUUGGAGUUCCAAGGAACAAAAACUGUCACCCAAGGGAUUGCGACGGGUGUCACAACUGCAUUUAGGAAGUGAAAAGAGAAGGAACUCUGGGGAAAUCCAGCCAGGCUAGUGCCUUCCUCUACUAAGAAGUAAAGAAGAAGAAAGGGGACAACUCUUAGAUCUUGUAGCUACUCAUCUUCUUUCUGUUUCCAUCUGCCACCCGUUCUUUUCUUCACUGAUUUCUAUCAAUUCGAAGGGCACCUGACCACGUUUAGGGUUACAUCAACAUUAGGCUAAGUGAUGUACGAAUUGCAUUAAAAAAGGUUUAAUUUAGCAUGCCUCUAUUAGAGUCCUAUUUAGAAUUCAAUAUAAGGGAUCCCCUUCGUAUUUAUUGAAUUGUGUUUUACUUUCUUUUGAUAGCCCCCAGCCCCCCCCCCACUGACUUUUACUCCUGUAUUUGAAGUUUGGUUGACCCAAAUUAGGGAAUAUCGGUCAAUGGAAGUGUCUGAUCUGAUUAUUGAGAACAAUGAUUAUCUGUUUUUUUUCUUAUUUUUCUGGGUUGAAUAGUAUUUUUUAAGCAUGGCUUUCGUUGAAAGUCUGUUGUCAUGCUGUUUUUCCGCAUUGUAUAUUCUACUUCGAUCAAAUUGGAUUUGAUGUGUACUCUUGCUGCACAUAGAUUUUGUUAAGAAGUGUAAGGUAUAUUCUUUCCCUUUAAAGGCGUGACCUUUUUGCUGGAGUACAAUCUCGAUCCUUUAUACAAAAUUGGCUGAACUUUCUUUUACACUUAUACUUAUCUUAUAUAUUUCAGGUCUACCUUGGUGAGCAAUAUGUGAAUAGUCCUACACUCUCUGAUGUAACAUUUCUUGUUGAAGGUGUGGAUCACCCUUCACCAAAAUAUCUCUUUAAACCCGUGUUUAAGUGCAGGGUUCCUCUUUUUCUUAAUCAUUCCAUUUCUUUAGUAAAAUAUAUUCUUUUAAAGAAAUGGAUAUCGUGUUUCUUAUAGAUAUUUUCCUCUUGCCUGUUCUUCCAGGGAGACGAUUUUAUGCACACAGGAUUGCUUUACUUGCUUCAUCAGAUGCUUUCCGUGCAAUGUUCGAUGGUGGGUACAAGGUAAGCAUGCGCAUAAUUAUUCCGAGCUUUACCUUUACUUCGUGAUAAUUAUAGUUCUAAUCAGGGUUAAUUCCGGAAUAAACCAAGGACCGCCGGGAAGUUAGAAACAAGAACUAGAUUUGAAAAACAAAGAGAAAUCACUGAGCUACUUGCUACUCUCUCGUUUUCUUCUCUUUUCAUUUCUCCUUGCUACUUGCUUAUCCCGAAAAUAAUUUCUUAGUGAAAGAAUGAGUCCUGGCAUGGUUAAUGACUGAUUACACUUAAGGGAGGAGCUUACUGGGUGCUUCGACAACUACUUACUCAGUUAUACAACCAACACAUGCACAUCUGAUCCUCGCGCCGAUCAUUCUACCUCCAUAUAUUAUGCUACUUUUCGUCCCCAGAAUUGAUUCUGUUCUGAGGUGUGUGGAAUUGGGAAAAAAACCCAUUUCAGGAGAAAGACGCAAGAGAUAUAGAGAUCCCCAACAUCAGAUGGGAUGUGUUCGAAUUGAUGAUGAGGUUAGUAUCCCCACCUCCCCUACCCACUUUUGAUAUAUGUUUGCUUAGUUUCUAUUCGCAUUUAUAUUAAUGAUGUUUUAUGUUACCUUUGUGCAGAUUCAUUUAUACAGGGUCUGCCGAGGUGACUCUGGAGAUUGCUCAGGACCUCCUCAGAGCCGCCGACCAGUAUCUCCUAGAGGGCCUCAAGCGUCUCUGCGAGUAUUCCAUUGCGCAGGUGGGCAAUCCGGAUCCCGGCUUCUUCUUCUUCUUCUUCUUCUGUUAUGCUCCAAAAUAUUGCUCAUCUAUGUGUUUGAAAACCUAACCUUCAGGACGUGUCUCUGGAGAACGUUUCAAGCAUGUAUGAGUUAUCCGAGGCGUUCCACGCGAUGUCGCUGAGGCACACUUGCGUCCUGUUCAUCCUGGAGCAGUUUGAGAAGCUGAGCCCUCGCCCCGGGUGAGCAAAGAUAUCAUGUUCUUCAGAUGAUUCUUGCAGUAGUUGAACUGGUUCUGGUUCUGGGUGGCUAACCGAGCGCCGAAUGGUGUGAUGAUCCUCCUCCGCAGGUGCUCUCAUCUGAUCCAGCGGAUCAUCCCAGAGAUCCGCAAGUACUUCAACAAAGCCCUCAAGCCUAACCAAAUGAAUUCCCGGUUCUAG
Molecule: messenger RNA, 8250 nt
Organism: Spirodela intermedia
Lineage: Eukaryota; Viridiplantae; Streptophyta; Magnoliopsida; Alismatales; Araceae
Source: the annotation of a GenBank genome assembly